Molecule: messenger RNA, 1573 nt
Organism: Aureobasidium pullulans EXF-150
Lineage: Eukaryota; Fungi; Ascomycota; Dothideomycetes; Dothideales; Saccotheciaceae
Product: 15-O-acetyltransferase Tri3
Exons: 5
Coding region: 53-1573 (506 amino acids)
Biological process (GO): mycotoxin biosynthetic process
Molecular function (GO): acetyltransferase activity
Source: RefSeq, a predicted model, not a curated record
ACAUCGACCAGCACACAACGAUUGUUGAAUUGUCAUACAGCGAACUAAAACCAUGCCCAUCGUCAAUGCCAAAACCGUCGAACCAGCCAAAUAUCGUUGGCAGCAGGUCAAAGAUGCGACCAGUACAGCCCCCUCCCUACAACGACGAGGGAACGGAACAGAAAAUUGGGUCGGCCUUCGCAAAGAAAACGCCAGAGGGCAAUAUGACUUUCACAUUCUGGUCAAGGCAAGAACACAUCGACCAUUUACUCUCGUCUCACUUGAACGGCAACUCGUGCAUGGUCUCUUGAGACAACGUUUCGAGCAUCCCGACAUUGCCUGCGAAGCAUUCUGGGACGAUGAGUUUGGACCCCUGAUUCGAUAUACCACCCCAUCCGACGACCUCGAAGCAGGCAUCUGGGCUCAAGGAAGCGUGCAAAUCCAUGCGACUCCUCAGAAUGGUUACGAACUUAGACGGGAAAUAGCUGCUGGAAGGGAAGCGCAGAAUAAAUCUUCAAAGUCCUUCACAGUUCAUGCUUUGGCGGAUGUAACGAAUCACGACACGGUCAUGAACGAAGGCUCUGAUGUGGAAUUCCUGGUUCACUUCAACCACAUCUACUGGGAUGGUAUCAGUGCUCGACUCUUCGUUGGCGAUCUACUUCGCAGUCUUGGACAAAAUCUGGAAGCUGCAAGGUACGAUUGGGGACAGGAAAUCAAGAAUCUAAGCGUGCCGCUUCUCGAUGCGCUGAAUAUCGAUAUCAAGACUUUGAGCAAAGACUACGACGACAGCCUGGAGGAGUUUGUGGCGAGUAUGUUCAGAUUCAAUUCAAGUCAUUCCAUUCAACUAGGUGUCGAACCCGGACUGCCAGAUACCGCUGUGCUACAACUGAAGCCUGGGACGUGUCAGAAGAUCAUCCAUGGAGUAAAGUCUCGCCUGGGCCCAGACUACACGAUCACCCAUCUAGCCCAGGCAGCUACACUUCUAGCUUUACUGAAAACCAAUCCACUUUCGCAAGAAGCCCUUCCGGAGAAAUCAGUCAUCAUGCCGCUCCCUGUCAAUGGUCGACGAUACCUUCGAGAAGAAUUCGCACACUGUCAAUAUGGCAGCUGUCAAGCUUGCGCGGUCGUGGAGUUUGAUAACCUCGAGCAAUUUGCUGUGGACUUUGAGGACAAGGUUGCUGUAAUUGAUGCGCUGGUCAGGGCUAUGGAAAUCACCAAGAAAUCUUACGAUUAUUGGUUGAGUAAACCAUUUCUCUUGCCACUUGGUCUUGCUAAAGAUAAUUUUCUCUCGGCACUUUUGGAGUCGUCUGGAAGUCAGCCCGAUGGUAAAACUGUGCCGAUCAUUGCAAGCGACGGUCUGAACGAUCAGUAUAUUCCAAAGACUGUAUCUUCUCAGGAUGAAUCCUUAGUCCUAUCCGUCGAGGACAUCAUUUGCCUGACAGAUUCUUAUACUCCUGGAUUUGGGUUGCGCAUGGAAGCUUGGAAUGGAGCGACGACUAUAUCACUGGGCUACUGCGAUGGAAGUUAUACGUCAAAAGAAGCGCAUACAUUCUUGCAGAACAUCAGGGGAUUCAUGAUGGUACUGGCCGGGUGA